Messenger RNA from Gongylonema pulchrum, 312 nucleotides. The record is from the annotation of a GenBank genome assembly. Lineage: Eukaryota; Metazoa; Nematoda; Chromadorea; Rhabditida; Gongylonematidae.
GUAUUUACAUUUGCUACUGCAAAUGUCGUCGAAAGGCUUUUUUCUUCAAGGCCAUAUCAGAAGCCAGAAGAUAUUUUGUGCUCUGGGAAGACGGAAGUGGAUUUUGAAAAAGCUUUCCGAUACAGCUGCACAGAUCUGGCUCGUUUCACUGCGCAGUUUUGGCAUGAAUGUGGCAUGAUAGUUUUUGAUGAGUCCUAUCUUAUCGGACACGCAACAUUUGAAGAAACUCAUAAAUUGCUCACAGGUACUUUAUAUUUGUCGAUAAAAAGAUUACUUUUUUUCCGGAAAAUUUUUGUUGCCUCAAAAAAUUGA